Molecule: messenger RNA, 640 nt
Organism: Eruca vesicaria subsp. sativa (arugula)
Lineage: Eukaryota; Viridiplantae; Streptophyta; Magnoliopsida; Brassicales; Brassicaceae
Source: the annotation of a GenBank genome assembly
GAUUAAUUAGCCCCACAUUUUGUCUAAACAAUCAAAUGGCUUACAUUAACAAGGUUUCAGCGGUUGCAGCCAUUUUAUUUUUAGCGGUUACGACUGUCCCGCUGCUAGCUGAGCCAACGUUUCCUAAGAUGGAUCCUGAAUGUGCCCCAGUGAUGCCUGACCUUCUCGAAAAGUGUUUCGCAACCGUUAGAGAAAUGCCAACGGAUGAUUGCUGCAGCGAUCUCAAAUCCGCGACCACAACGCAAGUCACUUGCCUUUGUGAUAAUUACAUUGCGAACCCGGCGCUUGUGAACAUCACCGGACCGUACUCCGCCGGAAUCACAACCAAAUGUGGCGUUUUUGACAAAUACUCUUGCAAGAGUACUAGUAAUGGAGGAGAAGGAAGCAGCAGCAACAGUAGCAGUAGCAGCAAUAGCAAAGACAAUAACACAAGUGAGGGCAAUGGAGGAAGAGCGAACACCGUUGCUGCGGCAAUGGCUGUUUUUGGUUUAGUUGCAAGUCUAAUCUUCGUUAUGUUUUAAUUUCGAUUUUCAUUUGUUUUAAAUUUGGACGGACCAGUUUCCAUGUGAUUCUUUUCCUUCUAUUUCUCUUGUUUGAAACUGAGAAUUUCAAAAAUAACGUUUAUUUGAUUUCAUUUUCA